Messenger RNA from Aspergillus steynii IBT 23096, 1253 nucleotides. Its product is annotated as Mpv17/PMP22 family protein. Gene Ontology annotation, cellular component: membrane; cytoplasm; mitochondrion. NCBI's taxonomy places the organism in Eukaryota, Fungi, Ascomycota, Eurotiomycetes, Eurotiales, Aspergillaceae. The coding region runs from base 161 to 1087 and encodes 308 amino acids. The transcript is spliced from 2 exons. The record is from RefSeq and is a predicted model, not a curated record.
GCCUGCCUGAGGCGGUGCCGAUGACUUGGUCAUUUUUAUUUUCCGUUGAUCUUAUUUUAUUUUGCUACUCUCCCUCUCGACUGUUAAUUUUGUCCUUCAGUCCGACGGUCCUGUCUCGCUGGUGCUGGUCCACCGCGUGUGCUUUCUUUUUGCCUGCGCCAUGAGGCACACGCUCUUCCAGUUCACGGGGCGAACCGGUCUCUCGUCGCGAUCGCCGCUCCCUUCUCGUUUGCGAUCGCGAAGAUACCAGUCCUCCGGAUCGCCUCAGAAACAAGACCCGAUUCCCGACCCGCAUAGACCAUCCCAGCCGAACGUCCAGAAUCCUUCGCCUGCUCCCUCUGCUCCCUCCGCCCCCGCCGUGUCGGGCCCGCGAUCGCUGCGCCAGAUUAUUUCCGACGGUCCUCUCGGCAGACUGGGCCGGUCCUACUCGCGCAUUCAAGAACGACGGCCGUAUGCCACGCAACUAUGGAGUUCGAUCAUCGUCUACCUGUGUGGCGACUUGAGCGCGCAGUUGCUCUUCCCGUCGCAGAAUACGUCGGUCCAGAACAAAGAUAGCCAGGAAGCGCAGUCGGAGAAGGAUGGAGACGCGGCGACCAGUUCGGGCAGCUAUGACCCGUGGCGAACCAUGCGACACCUGGUCGUAGGCUCGGGGUCGAGUAUUCCGUCGUAUACCUGGUUCAUGUUCCUCCACCACAACUUCAACUUCGCGUCCAAAUUCCUCUCCAUCCUCACCAAGGUCGUCGUGCAGCAGGCCGUGUUCACCCCCGUCUUCAACACCUACUUCUUCAGCGUGCACUCGCUGCUCUCCGGCGCCUCGCUGGAGGAGACGUGGGAGCGACUGAAGAAGGCUCUCCCCGUCAGCAUCACGAACAGCGCGAAGCUGUGGCCCGCCGUCACGGCCUUCAGCUUCAUGUACGUCCCGCCGCAGUUUCGGAAUAUCUUCUCGGGGGUGAUUGCGGUCGGCUGGCAGACGUAUCUCAGCUGGUUGAACCAGAAGGCUGCGCGCGAGGUCGAGGUGGCUGAGUUGGCCGAGAAUGAGAUCUCGCGGGUCGGUCUGGACAGCUCAGCGGCUACGAUGAAGGCAUAGUCGAUUUUUCUUUCGUUUGGUUUUCUUUUGUGAAUUUUAAGAGCUUCAGGUACAUAGUUCGGGGCAUUUGGGGAUUGGGACCAGGAUAGAGUAUAGAGUAGCGUGUCUUUUAGUAUAUAUGCAAUACCCGAUAGAUAGAUGUGAAUAGAUGAUAUAACAUAUAAAA